AACGGCCGGUACGAGAUGCAGAAGCGGGACGGCAGGGAUAAUCGUGGCGACAAGGAGCUCGGAGCGCGCGGCUCCGAGCGCGACCAGGAGGUCGCCAAACGGACCUCCAGGGGUAGCGGUAAUGCCGCCCGGUCGAACGUGCACUCGUCCCGGCACAGCGUCACCUCAUCGUCCGGCGUGCUCAUGGUCGGCCCGAACUUCCGGGUUGGCAAGAAAAUUGGCUGUGGAAACUUCGGGGAGCUUCGUCUCGGGAAGAACCUGUACAAUAAUGAGCACGUAGCAAUUAAAAUGGAACCAAUGAAGUCAAAGGCGCCACAGCUACAUUUAGAAUAUAGGUUUUACAAAUUAUUAGGUACACAUGUUCAUAACACACAUAUAGAGGGUAUACCGGAGGUGUACUACUUCGGCCCGUGCGGGAAGUAUAACGCCCUGGUGAUGGAGCUCCUUGGUCCAAGCCUCGAAGACCUCUUUGACCUCUGCGGGAGAAGGUUUACGCUGAAGACCGUUCUCAACAUUGCCACACAGCUCCUCCAUAGGAUAGAAUAUGUUCAUAGUCGGCAUUUGAUAUACCGCGACAUCAAGCCGGAAAAUUUUCUGAUAGGACGAUCCACUACCAAGCGGGAAAAAAUUAUUCACAUAAUCGAUUUUGGACUAGCCAAAGAGUAUAUAGACUUGGAGACGAACAAGCAUAUACCGUAUCGGGAACACAAGAGUCUUACUGGCACGGCGCGUUACAUGAGCAUUAACACGCAUCUUGGCAAAGAACAGAGUAGAAGAGACGAUCUGGAGGCAUUGGGCCAUAUGUUCAUGUACUUCUUGCGUGGCAGCCUGCCGUGGCAAGGGCUGAAGGCUGACACGCUGAAGGAACGUUAUCAAAAGAUUGGCGAUACGAAACGAGCGACGCCGAUCGAGGUGCUCUGUGACGGCCAUCCCGAGGAAAUGGCCACGUAUCUGCGCUACGUACGUAGGCUGGACUUCUUUGAGACGCCGGACUACGAGUAUUUGAGGAAGCUCUUCCACGAUCUGUAUGAGAGACGUGGCUUCGUCAAUGAUGGCGAAUUUGACUGGACCGGCAAGACGAUGUCCACGCCCGUCGGAUCCCUUCAAACCGGCCAGGAGAUCGUUGUAUCACCAAAUCGUGAUCGGCAUCCCGCUGCUUAUAAGGAUGUGGCAGGUGGAGGGGUGGGAGGUGGGGGCGGUAAGGGGGUGGGAGCCACGUGGCCAGAUACUGUGAAGCAAUCAGGAGCCGGUGGUACAUUGACACCUGCUGACAGGCAUGGUUCUGUACAGGUGGUAUCGUCAACUAAUGGAGAACUGGCUAACGAUGACCCGACCGCUGGUCACUCCAACACACCAAUUACAGCACCUCAGGAAGUGGACAUGAUCGACGAAACCAAUGUUUGCUUCAUUUCCAGAUGCUGUUGCUUCUUCAAGCGCAAGAAGAAGAAAAGUGGAAGGCAGAAAUGACUGUCCGUUACCGUUGGUC
Messenger RNA from Atta colombica, 1486 nucleotides. It is a transcript of the gene gish, whose product is annotated as casein kinase I. The record is from RefSeq and is a predicted model, not a curated record. Gene Ontology annotation, cellular component: plasma membrane; cytoplasm; nucleus. Gene Ontology annotation, molecular function: ATP binding; protein serine/threonine kinase activity. Gene Ontology annotation, biological process: endocytosis; peptidyl-serine phosphorylation; positive regulation of canonical Wnt signaling pathway. NCBI's taxonomy places the organism in Eukaryota, Metazoa, Arthropoda, Insecta, Hymenoptera, Formicidae. Bases 16 to 1467 code for a protein of 483 amino acids. The transcript is spliced from 10 exons.